AUGCUGGACAUUGCUGACUUUGUCGCCGAGCGCGGCGGUGAUAUCAAAAAGAUCAAGGAAAGCCAGCAGAAGCGCUUUGCUCCGGAGGAGGCUGUUGAUGAAGUGAUUGCGCUCUAUGAGGAGGCACGCCGCGCCCGAUAUGAUGUCUCGCAAAUGAACACUCAGAUCAAUGGAGUCCAGAAGGCAAUUGGAAUGAAGAAGAGAAACAAGGAAGACGCAACCGAGUUGCUCGCACAAAAAGCCGACUUGGAGAAAAAGAAGAAGGAGCUGGAGGAAGCCGCUAUCGACAAGGAACUUCAGCGCGAUCGCAAGAUUCGCACAAUUGGAAACUACGUUCACGAAUCAGUGCCCGUGAGCAAUGAUGAGGCAGACAACCAGCUCAUCAAGACCUGGACCCCCGAGAACGCUGAGAUGCAGAAGCCUCACUGCCUUUCCCACCACGAGGUGUUGACUCGUCUCGAUGGAUACGACCCAGAGCGUGGUGUCAAGGUUGUUGGCCACCGUGGAUACUGCUUGACUGGUUACGGUCUCUUCCUCAACCUGGCUCUGAUCAACUAUGGUCUGGAGUUCCUGUUCAACAAGGGCUACACACCUAACCAACCCCCUCAAUUCAUGCUCAAGGAUCUCAUGGCGAAGACCGCUCAAUUGGAGCAAUUCGACGAGGAGUUGUAUAAGGUUACCGAGAGCGAGGACAAGUCAACCGAUAAGUACCUUAUUGCUACCUCCGAACAGCCUCUGUCCGCCCUGCACGACAGCGAGUGGCUCCAGGACAAGGAUCUUCCCAUCAAGUAUGCCGGUUACAGCACAUGUUACCGCAAGGAGGCUGGAUCUCACGGAAAGGAUGCCUGGGGUAUUUUCCGUGUUCACCAGUUCGAAAAGAUCGAGCAGUUCGUUCUCACCAAGCCAGAGGACUCAUGGCAAGCGUUUGAGGACAUGAUCAGCACAUCGGAAGAAUUCUACCAGUCCCUAAAACUCCCCUACAACAUUGUCGCCAUUGUCUCCGGCGCCUUGAACAACGCAGCUUCCAAGAAGUACGAUCUCGAGGCCUGGUUCCCCUUCCAGCAGGAGUACAAGGAGCUCGUCUCUUGCUCCAACUGCACUGACUACCAAUCCCGUGCCUUGGAGAUCCGUUACGGCGUGAAGAAGGCCACCGAUAUCAAGAAGACCUAUGUCCACGCGCUGAACUCCACCCUCUGUGCAACUGAGCGUACCCUCUGCUGUAUUCUGGAGAACUACCAGAAGGAAGAUGGUAUCGAGGUUCCAGAGGUUCUGCGCAAGUACAUCCCCGGCAACCCUGAGUUCCUGCCUUACACCAAGGAGCUUCCCAAGGAUAGCACAUCCACCAAGGCCAAGGGCAAGGCUAACAAGGGCACCGAUGAUGCCGCCAAGAAGAUGGAGGGACUUAAGGUCUAA
Penicillium paradoxum is the source of this 1413-nucleotide messenger RNA. Its product is annotated as serine--tRNA ligase SES1. Bases 1 to 1413 code for a protein of 470 amino acids. The record is from RefSeq and is a predicted model, not a curated record. NCBI's taxonomy places the organism in Eukaryota, Fungi, Ascomycota, Eurotiomycetes, Eurotiales, Aspergillaceae. Gene Ontology annotation, molecular function: tRNA binding; serine-tRNA ligase activity; ATP binding. Gene Ontology annotation, cellular component: cytosol. The transcript is spliced from 7 exons. Gene Ontology annotation, biological process: seryl-tRNA aminoacylation.